ACCCUCGUGAGCAUAGACCUUUACACAAGCCUGUCUGUGUGUGUGGAGGCCUGCCUGGAGCCUCUCAGCACCACCUGCCAGACAACACCCUCCCCACCUCACCCGGUUUCCUACAUUCUCCUGAAGUCCUGAUCUCCAUCUUGGCUAGCUUGGACAAUGCCUCCCAACCUCACCGGCUACUACCGCUUUGUCUCACAGAAGAACAUGGAGGACUACCUGCAAGCCCUAAGUAAUGACCUUACCCCUCCCAGAUCCCUUUUUUCCCCCCUUUUUCCCUCUCCCUUCCUACAAACUACCCUAGUAACCUGGGAGGAGGAGCAGCUGGUCUGUGUGCAGAAAGGGGAGGUGCCCAACCGAGGCUGGAGGCACUGGCUGGAGGGAGAGACGUUAUACCUGGAGCUGACUGCGAGGGAUGCAGUGUGUGAGCAGGUCUUCAGGAAGGUCAAGUAGCCGGAGAGGAGCUGCGAGUCCCUCCAGACAGCACCAGUCCCCAGGCUCCUCCUGCUUGUAUCCCUCAAACCCAGGUUGUCCCAGGUCAGCAGUUCCUUCCUCAGGCCACUUUAUCCUCCCUCUGGGUCCCUCCUCAGCCCUCCCCAUGUUAAUCUAUAACUUGUAGCCCCCAAGACCAAAGUCCUUUCUUUCUUACACUCCACUGCCCAAUAGUGACCUCAUAUCAAGUUCAAGGUCUGGCCUUCAGGAUGAAAGAAACAGGCAAACGGGUACGGGCCCUUGAGAAUAACUGAUGUUAACUCUCUUUAGUUCAUUUGGCCUCUUAUAUUCCAUCUAAGAAAGAACUAAGCUUUGAGUAUUCGGGGGUUAAUGAUAACUCUGUCCUCGUGGACCUUUUGGAAAACUGUGACUGGGGUUCAAGAAUUUAAACAGGAGCUACUCGUACAGUA
Molecule: messenger RNA, 899 nt
Organism: Hipposideros armiger (great roundleaf bat)
Lineage: Eukaryota; Metazoa; Chordata; Mammalia; Chiroptera; Hipposideridae
Gene: RBP5
Product: retinol binding protein 5
Exons: 4
Coding region: 157-450 (97 amino acids)
Molecular function (GO): lipid binding
Source: RefSeq, a predicted model, not a curated record